Auanema sp. JU1783 is the source of this 7554-nucleotide messenger RNA. Lineage: Eukaryota; Metazoa; Nematoda; Chromadorea; Rhabditida; Rhabditidae. The record is from the annotation of a GenBank genome assembly.
AUGGCUGAUUUUGAUUCCGGAGCUGCGAAGCCCAAAACUAGGGAACGCGAUCAUACCUCAGCUCGUUCUGAAGCUGCACAAUUCUUAACAGAUCUGAGCAAACCAUCUGAAAGAGAGAGAACAGCUAAUGAGCUUUACAGAUAUGUUACGGUUUCUCUGCGAAAUGAAGAACCGCAGUUUGUAGAAGAGUUUAUAGCAUUCCUUGAUAAUAAAAAUGACCAUGCUCAAAGUGUUAUUCACGAAAGUAUUUAUUCAGAUGAUUUAGAUAGAAGAAAAGUUGGCAUCUAUCUUAUUGUUUGCCUGGCAGAGAUCAAUGUACGAAGUCAGCGUAUUGUUUGGUAUUCCAACUUCUUACUUAGAGCGAUUACUUUUCCAAAAAAUGACGAAGCCACUAUGGAUUUGGCUGCGAGAGCCUUAGUUUUUCUGAUUCAGACUUCUAAAGCUCAUUCUGCUGAUUUGGUCGAGAAGUGUCUAGAUCAAUGUCUAGAAUGGCUUCAGGAACCUAUUGUCAAUUCCAUAAGAAGGUUAGCUGCCGUUUUAUUAGCUCGAGAAUUGGCUAUGUUCACUUCAACUUCUUUCUUUUCACGGGCAAACGUUUUCUUCCGUAAUAUAUUCGCUGUUAUACGAGAUCCGAAGCAUAACAUUAGGUUACAAGCAACUGAGGCUUUACAUGCAGCACUCACAAUCACCUCGCAGAGAGAAGCUAAACAAAAAACAGAAUGGUAUCAGAUGUGCAUUAAAGAAGCUUUUCCGGAUAGUAAUGAUAGUCAUUCCACAUCGUACGAUGAUAGAUCACAUUCCAUGCUUUUGGUAUUAAACGAGUUGCUCCGAAUCGCCGAUGCUAAUUUCGAGAAAGUACAUCUUGAAGCUAAAGGAACAAAACGUAAAGCUGCUUCAAUUGAUGAUCCAAUAGAAUGGAUGACUGAAGCAAGGUUUUCUGUCACAGUUGAAAGCACGACGGCAAGAGGCUUAGUACGGGACAACUUCGAUAAGAUUGUCAGAUCCAUCCUUGGAAUAGAGAAAUCCAAUAAUCUGCAUGUUCAAUCUGUGUUACUGGAACUGCUACCCAGACUUUCAGCAUUAGACGGUUGUUGUACAGUUGAACAACGUAUAACGUUCUUCAAUCAAAUGCAAACUAUGUGGGAGAGGAAUCAUCUAUCUAAGGCUUUGAUGUCUAUGGGUCUCAUAAUUCUUCAACAGCCUGAUAAAUUUGCUACAAAAGCCAAGAAAAUUACUACAAAAUGCCAUGAAAUGAUUUAUAGCGGAUCCCAAAAGAAAUUUGUUGAUGCUCAAGUAUUUACUUACCUCAAAUUGUAUGUUCGUGCUUAUAAGACGGCAGUGUUUAGUGAAAUCAAGAACAUACUUGACGAUUUACUGAAGCUUCCUCUUUCUGAAGGAUUGACUGGGCUCCUUCAUGAAAUUACUAGUAAUAUACCCACAUUAGUUGUUGAUGUUCAGGAUGGGCUCAUGAAAGUUCUCUAUAAAACUCUUACAGGUCAAACUCUGCCAGCUAAAAUCGAUCCUCCUCGUAAACCUAUUCUACCUCAAAACGCCAUAACUGUUGAGCCUGGGAAAGAUGAAACCGAUAAAGUUUUGGCUCUUAAAACCCUGGGAAGCUUUGAGUUCCAAAGGCACUCAUUGCAAAUGUGCAUGCAAUAUAUAGCUGAGGGCUACUUGCUUGCUGAUUCUGUUCCUGUUCGCUUAGCAGCUGUUCGGUGCUGUACAAAUAUUUUAAGUCCUUUUAUAAAAGUAUUCACGGGCGUUCAUAGAGAACAUCGCCAAUGGGUUUUGGAAUUGAUUCACGGUGUCUUGAAAUGCUUGGUUAGUGUUGGUGUCAUGGAUCAGAAGCUUGUCGUGCGAUUGUGUGUUUUUAAAUGUUUCGUGGAAGCUGAUAAUCAAUUCCUAUCUCAUCUUGCUCAACCAAAGAUGUUGGAACUCCUUUUCAUGAGUUUGCAUGAUGAGAAGCUGGAAAUGCAGGAAGCGGCUGUGAGCUUGAUUGGAAGACUUUCUGAAAUAAAUCCGGCUCUUGUGUUACCUCGUCUGAGAAGAGUUUUGCUGGAGACGUUAGAUCAGCUUAGUAAUAGUGGACAGUCUCGUUUGGAGCAACACAGUGCCAGAUUGCUUGUACAGAUUGCUAGGCAGAACCCUAAGUUCAUGAGACCUUACUUGGGUGGAUUAUUCACAGCUUUGUUGCCGAAGCUCCGUUUGGACCCCAAACAUGUGGACGUUACUGUUCAAGUGUUAAAUGCUGUAUCUGAACUCUGCGUUGUUGGAGGAUCUGAAGUUGUAAAGUGUAUUGAGCCUUUGUUCAGCCAGCUCACUGUUCUUGUCUCUGAGUCUAGUAGUUUGCAGAGACGUGAGGCAACUCUACAAUGUAUUGGCCGAAUGAGUCGAGCGACUGCUUAUGUUGUAGACCCAUACAGAGAUUAUCCGAACUUAUUGGACGACAUUCUCCGUCUUCUGAAAACCGAAAUGUCUUCAAGCAUGCGUCGUCAAGCUAUUAAAGUUUUGGGCAUUUUAGGAGCUAUCGAUCCUUACACUCAUAAAGUGUUUACUGGUUCCGUUCAAUCUUCAACUCGUAUAAGUAUGGCUUUAUCGAAACCUAGCACAAAUCAUGAUUCUACCGACCCUAGACAAGAUAUCAUCCAAUGGUUCAACUAUGAAAAAUGUACCUUGGAAGAGUUCUACCCAGCUAUCACGAUCGCUAACUUAAUGGUUAUGGUCCAAGAUAAAGCUCUGAUACAACAUUAUCAGGAUAUUGCUCAAGCGUUGUUGACAAUAUUCAGAAGCUUAGGAGAUACUUAUCCUCAGUAUGUUCAGCAGGUUGUUCCUCGACUGAUAGAAGUAACAAGAAAUUGUAAAGAUAGGCCAUCCCAGCGAGAAUUUUUCUUGAGACAGUUGGCAAGUUUGGUUGGAAUCAUCAAAAGUCAUGCUAAACCGUAUAUUCCUGAUCUUUUCGGGUUAAUAGGGGAAGCUUGGUCGGAAACCAGUAGUAUCAAAAUCACAAUUGUGAGUGUUCUGGAACAGAUAGGAACAGCAUUGGAAUCCGAAUUCUCCCCUCACGUUGCUCAAUUGAUACCAUAUUUGCUUCAAGUUCUUCAAGCUGAUCGUGAUCCAGAAAGAAGAAUAACAUCACAAGUACUAGCCUGCAUAAAAUCGUUGUCCUACUGCCUAACACCACAUUUGCAACUGGUACUCCCUCCAGUUCUUUCGAUCAUUGAAGAGUCUGUUGUUCCUCUGGCCGUGAAGAAGUCCGCUCUAGAAACUGUAUUACAUCUCAUUGAAAAUGAUGAUGUUUCCGACUUCGCACCUCGUCUAAUGCAGACUUGGUUCAAGUGUUUCGAGUUGAAUCUCUUCAAAACUCCACAGCUGGAAGACCUUCUUUUAAAGUUGUUGAUUGCCGUCAUUGAUCAGAUGUGGAAAAACUUUGAAGUUUUCAAACGUUUUGUGGAUCAUAAACUUCGAAAGCAUAAUUUGAUUAAUACUCCUUUCCAUCACGCCUAUAUGGAACGAGUGCAAGCUGUUUUAUCGUCACCAGUAAACCAGCGACCUAAAAGAGGCUAUGGUACUAAAGCAAUAGCUGACCCUGAUCAUCCUCGAUUACGAAAAGGUCAUGGAAACGCAAGUAGCCAGUUAUAUAAUCAAACAUCUGGAAGACAGAGAGUCAACAUUGAUGUUGUUUCCGAAGCAUGGGCUGUUGGGCAUUUGAGUUCUAAAGAAGAUUGGACUCAAUGGCUGAUAAAGUUGCGACUCGCUUUCAUCAGAUCUGGUAGCUCCGCUGCUAUUAGGGCUGCUGCAUCCGUCAGUGAUCUUUAUCCGCAUUUGGCCAAAAAUAUUUUCAAUGCCGCAUUCAUGUCGGUAUGGACCGAACUCAAAGAGUCUGAACAGGAUUCUGUGACGCUUGCUUUGUCUUACGCUUUGCAACAUAGUGACCAUCCAGACGUCAUACAAACUAUUCUGAAUCUAGCUGAGUUCAUGGAUCAUUCUGAAAGAGGACCAUUACCCAUUGAUUAUCAAACUCUUAGAAGGAGUGCAGAAGAAACCAAGGCAUAUGCCAAAGGUUUACGCUAUACUGAAAAUGAAAUAUUGAAAAGCAGAAGAGAAAACAACCUGCAGCCAGACGAUUGUCAAUCACUCAUCACGUUCGCUAAUAAGCUUAAUGUACAUGAAGAAGCAGCUGGAGUUGUUCGAUAUGCGGAAACUAGACGUCUGGAAAUUCCUAUGCAAGGUAGAUGGUACGAGAAAUUGAACGAAUGGGAGAAAGCUUUGGACUCAUACGAUAAAGAUCGUACUUUGGGUUUGAAAGAAAAGCAGAGAAUUGAAAGCACUAAGGAGGCAGGCUACUUAACAAAGUUGCAGGAAAAUGAAAAGAAGCAUGAGGAAAUAAAAGCUCAUGAACUUCGUUGUUUGGAAGCUUUGGGAGAUUGGACUGAGUUGAACACAAGAGCUGCAGAAAUGGUAGGAAGAGAUCAGAAGGUUACUGUGAUUGCAUCAAGAGGAGCAUGGGCUGUUGGAAAUUGGAGUGAAAUGAGUAAAUAUGUUCAGCAAGUGAAUGAGAAUAGUCAAGACGGUGCACUUCUCAGGGCUGUCUUGGCUGUGCGUAAUGAGGAAUAUUCUUUAGCUACAAGCUAUAUUAAUAAAGUACGAGAUAUGUAUGACAGUGAGUUAACAGCAAUGGCAAGUGAAAGUUAUGAAAGGGCAUAUGGGGCUAUGAUUCAAGUUCAACAGUUGGCUGAGUUAGAAGAAGCAAUCGAGUACAAGUUGCGUCCUGAACGACGUCCACGAAUUGCUCUGUUGUGGAGUAGACGUCUGCAAGGCUGUAGUCAAAAUAUUGAGCAUUGGCAACGCCUAUUGAUGCUUCGAUCUCUGGUUCUUUCACCGCAGGAAAUGCAUCCCCUACGUGUUAAGUUUGCUUCGCUCUGUCGGCAGCAAGGAAAGCUUUCAAUGUGCCGUGCCGUUCUGCGAGAUCUUCUGAAUGUUUCGCCUGACACACCACUUGAUAAAGCUACAGCUCCAACGGAUAAACCCCAAUUGGUCUUGGCGUUCUGUAAGCAGCUGUGGAUUGACAACUCUAAGCAGAAUGCUGUUCAUACACUUGAUGGUUUGGUGAAACAUAUAGAGCGAUAUCCUCCAAACAACUAUACCUCCGAAAACUCCCGGCUAUGUGCCAAAGCUUACUUGAAGCUGGCACAGUGGACUGAGGUGCUCUCUAUUGAAGAUGAGAAAAAUAAGGGAUCUGGAGGCCAUGGUUCUGAAUUUAACAAAGUUUUGCACGGUUCUACUAAGGCUCUAGGAAAGAUGACUAUUGAAGACGCACCUUCGCUUAUGUCACCAUCGGAAAUGGAAGUCUCCAGGAAAGUUAUCUCUUGUUAUUCAAAGGCUACUGAAUACGAUCAAAAGUGGCACAAAGCAUGGCAUAAGCUAGCAUGUUCACAUCUUCACGCAAUGAAUAGAGAGAAAGAGCUUGCUCAAAAGUAUUCUACAAGUAUUACAAGACCUCAAGAUUCUUCACCAUCCGUUCUCAUACCUAAGCCGCUAUCAGCCGACAUUAACGACAUUCCAUCCGGAGUUCUUUUCGUGGAUCGUUCAUUAAGCCCUCUACAUGCUCCUGUCAUGCAACCCGCAGAAAUUCGCCCGUGUCUUUAUCAUGCUAAAAAUGCUGUCCGGUGUUUUGCUAAAGCUCUUAUGCUUGCACCUGGAUCUCGGCUAGAAGACACGCUGCGACUUCUACAGCUUUGGUUUGAUUACGGGGAAGAUGAUUCAGUUUAUAACCAAUUGCGAGAGAGCAUCAAAGGUUUACCUGUUGAAACUUGGCUUGAGGUUGUUCCUCAGUUGAUGGCUAGGCUAGACUCCAAUCAAAAAAUGGCUGUUCUCAUUAAACAAGUUAUACACGAAGUCUCUAAAACAAGACCUCAAGCUUUGGUAUACGCUCUGACAGUAGCUUCGAAGUCAACAAAUUUGAAUCGUGCUACCAAUGCCAAGGAAAUGCUUCAUAUGAUGGGAGAAAUUCACAGUCGUUUAGUUGAUGAAGCCAGACUGGUAUCAGAAGAAUUAGUUAGAUGCGCUAUACUUUGGCAUGAACAGUGGCAUGAUGCUCUGGAUGAUGCGAGUCGCUUAUACUUCCAAGAAAAAGAUUUCAAAUCCAUGAUGGAAAUUCUUCGCCCGAUGCACGAUAUGAUAGAUUUAGGUCCUACUACUCUGAAGGAACAAUCUUUUAAUCAAACUUAUUACGCUGAUCUCACUGAUGCUUUCAAGUUCUGCUUGGCUUACGAAAAGAACGAAAAUCAAAAAGAACUAUCGCAGGCGUGGGAAAUCUAUUGUCAAAUUUUCAAACGGAUUGCAGGACAGAUACGACAGCUAAGUUCUUUGGACUUGAACUAUGUCAGUCCACACCUCAUGAGAGCAAAAAAUCUUGAGUUAGCCGUGCCUGGAACUUACGAUCCUAAUACGCCUGUUAUUAAUAUAGCUUCUGUGGGUACUCAUCUCACUAUUAUAAGUAGUAAACAAAGACCUAGGAAGAUGACCAUGAGAGGAAGCAAUGGGUUAGAGUAUGCAUUCCUAUUAAAGGGUCGUGAGGAUCCUCGACAAGAUGAACGUGUAAUGCAACUUUUUGGAUUAGUUAAUACUUUACUUGUAAAUAAUGCUGAAACGUGUAGAAGAAACUUGACCAUUGAACGAUAUUCCAUUACUGCUCUCAGUCAGAACUCUGGCUUGAUUGGUUGGAUCCCUAACAGUGACACUCUCCACUGCAUGAUUAAAGACUAUAGAGAGAAGAAGAAGGAUUCCACGCUGUCUUUAGAACACAAACUGAUGCUAAUAUUCGCUCCUGAUACUGAUCAGUUGACCAUUAUGCAAAAGAUGCAAGUCUUUCAAUGUGCUUUAGAAUGUAGCGAAGGAGAUGAUCUUAGAAAAAUUUUGUGGUUGAAAAGUCCAAGCUCUGAAGUUUGGUUCGAUCGACGAACCAACUACACUCGAUCUGUAGCAUGCAUGUCUAUGGUCGGCUAUAUCCUUGGGCUUGGUGACAGACAUCCAUCCAAUCUCAUGCUGGAUCGCCUUACUGGAAAAAUAGUUCAUAUUGACUUUGGUGACUGUUUCGAUGUGGCCAUGACAAGAGAAAAAUUCCCCGAAAGAAUUCCGUUCCGUCUCACAAGGAUGCUAAUUAAUGCUAUGGAAGUGACUGGUAUCGAUGGUAUAUAUAGAUUCACUUGCCAACAAGUACUCACAUUGCUCCGAUCCAAUAAGGAAAGUUUGCUGGCAGUUCUAGAAGCCUUUGUAUAUGAUCCUGUGAUUAAUUGGCGUUUACUUGAUGGUACAAAGAAGGAUCCUGGCCAACAAAAGGAAUAUGGAAAGAAGGCCGCAAUCUCUCAAAGAGAAGCUCCAAGAAUGGUUUCCGAACAAGUAAUGGAGAAGAUAAAACACAAACUCUCUGCACGUCGUUACAUAACUGAUCCACUGGAAGUUUCUGUGGAGCAACAAAUCGACGAGUUGAUUGAACAAGCCACUCUAGCCGAAAACUUAUGCCAAGCUUACAUCGGAUGGUGUCCGUUUUGGUAA